GAGGCAGAUGAAUGGAACUUAUUCUCGGAGUUCAACAUGGAGUCUCCCUUCACAAAUACCAGACCUUGCAGAUACAAGGAGGAGAUGGAGAAGUUCUUGCAAAGAAACGCCAGCAACCGCCUUCUCCUCCACAUCGACGAGCACCGCUCCAUGAGCACAUCUCCUGAAUUCAGGCGAGGAGCACUGCUUUUGGCUGGCUCACUUCCACAGAUGUGUCAGGUGAUUGCCACCUACCUCGAACCGCCGGAUCUAGCCGCACAGGGUUCGUCGCAAGUUUGCCGCUUUCCAAUUGCCAUGAUGCUAGUAGAUGUGAACCCCUUGCUGACCAGGGACGCUUCAGAUGCUGCACCUGCCACGGCAGCAGGAUUGCCGAAAAUCAAACUUCCUGCCGAAGGCUGGGGUGGCAAGGAAGAACGAUUGCUCGCAACUUUGCGAGUCAAGCUAAGCCUUCUCCUUGUGCACAUUGGUCUUGACCAGCUCCACAUUCCACAGGAUGAGAAGAGCGACCUGCGCAGAACUUUCAGAAACAUCCAGGACCAGCUUGACAAAGAGGGAAACCUGGAGAGCAAGCUCAUUGGAGCUCUUGGAAGUUUUAGCGUCGCUUUGCCAGAUCUAGAUGAACAGGUCUCAGGAGCAGUGGACUUUUUGUUGGGCAUAAAAGAUGCCCGGGCAGAGGACAGAAGGUAUCCGGGAGUGAUCUCGUUGGACAACCGGAAGCUGACUCUUCCGCUGGACUGGUUGAUGGCAGUUAGAGAUGCCAGGGAUAAAGCCUCGUCAGUCUUUAAGAAAGCCCAAGCAGUAUUCCGCUCAUCUCUGAUGGAAUCUGGGAGUUGGUGUGACGGUAUGCUUUUAGAGCGAGCUUAUUUGUGCGUUCUUGCCUGCAAAGCGGCUAAGGCAGAGGACGGCUUUAGAUUUGUGAGCAAACCUCGCAUAUAUGAGUUUCAAUGCAAGGAAAUACGAGACGGAUUGCAACAAGUCGAUGGGAAGAACGCAAGAGUCUUCACAAAGAAGGGAGACCCCUGCAUUGAUGGUAUCCGCUGCAUAGAGGAUGGUGUCAUGUAUCACGCGCUUUCAGAAGGUGGCACGGCUGGCACGCACAAAGGCUUCGACAUUUGGUUCAAGACCGAAGCAGAUGAAUUAGUCCUGAGCUCAGUGCUCUUGGAUGUGACUGGAGCUACGAAUGCAGAAACCUGCAACAAAAAGGCUUCAAAUAUUGCUCAGAAUGUGAACGCAGUGAAGCACACGGUGCAGAACGCGGAAUCGCCGGUAAAAUCAGUAAUUGGCGUUCUUCUUGCUCCAAAUUGCAACAGUCCCAUUGUGGAUGCACGAGUGGCUCAAGUAGUGGCAGGAGACGCAGCAAGAGACAUAUUAGGCGGCUUGCAACAAUUCCUAACUUGGCUUGGUGAUGAUGUCGACUAA
Molecule: messenger RNA, 1419 nt
Organism: Cladocopium goreaui
Lineage: Eukaryota; Dinophyceae; Suessiales; Symbiodiniaceae
Source: the annotation of a GenBank genome assembly